This is a messenger RNA of Nematolebias whitei (Rio pearlfish), 1728 nucleotides long. It is a transcript of the gene ghitm, whose product is annotated as growth hormone inducible transmembrane protein. The transcript has 9 exons. The coding region runs from base 93 to 1136 and encodes 347 amino acids. Gene Ontology annotation, cellular component: mitochondrial inner membrane. Lineage: Eukaryota; Metazoa; Chordata; Actinopteri; Cyprinodontiformes; Rivulidae. The record is from RefSeq and is a predicted model, not a curated record.
ACUUGCGUCAGAAACUUGCGCACUUGUAAUUAGAAAGGUGAACGGCGAGCCUUGCUCUUGACAGAUACAGACUAUAAAAAGACACGGUGAACAUGUUGGUGGCAAGGCUGACAUGUCUGAGGAGUCUCCCGCUAGUCGGGCUCCGUCCUGUGCUGUCACAAGGCUCCUCAGCCCUGAAGACACCCACCCUGAAGACCUGUACACCCCUCCUCACACCCCAGCAGGGUUAUGCCUCCAAGGCCAGAUUUGGAUUUCGCCGUGUGAAGACCACCAGGGAGCAGCUCAAAGAAGCAGCUUUUGAACCAGCAACAGAUACAGCCAUGAAAAUUGAAAGCAUGGGAAAGAUAGUUCUGGCUGGAGGUGCAGUCGUGGGUCUUGGAGCUUUGUGCUACUAUGGACUCGGCAUGUCCAGUGAAAUUGGUGCCAUUGAGAAAGCAAUGAUCUGGCCUCAGUAUGUGAAGGACAGGAUCCACUCCACCUACAUGUACUUUGCAGGCAGCGUUGGACUCACAGCUCUGUCGGCUGUAGCUGUGAGCAGAACCCCGGCACUCAUGGGUCUGAUGAUGAGAGGAUCCUGGCUGGCGAUUGGAGCAACUUUUGCAGCAAUGAUCGGUGCAGGGAUGCUGGUUAGGUCCAUUUCAUAUGAGCACAGCCCUAUGCCCAAACAUCUUGCUUGGAUGCUUCAUGCAGGUGUGAUGGGCGCUGUCAUCGCUCCACUCACUCUUCUCGGAGGACCUCUGAUGAUGAGGGCUGCCUGGUACACAGCAGGCAUUGUGGGAGGCCUUUCUACGGUGGCCAUGUGUGCCCCAAGCGAGAAGUUCCUCAACAUGGGAGGGCCAUUGGCUGUCGGCUUUGGAGUGGUGUUCGCUUCCUCUAUUGGGUCGAUGUUCCUACCUCCAUCCUCAGCAUUCGGAGCAGGCUUAUACUCUAUCGCCAUCUACGGAGGCCUCGUCCUGUUCAGCAUGUUCCUCCUCUAUGAUACACAGAAGGUUAUAAAGAGGGCGGAGUCACACCCGUUGUAUGGCGUACAAAAAUAUGACCCCAUCAAUGCGUGUAUGGGGAUCUACAUGGACACACUGAACAUUUUCAUCAGGCUGGUGAUGAUUCUGGCUGGUGGCGGCAACAAAAGGAAAUAAAACUCAGGAUGGCUUCUGCUCCACUUUUUAUGUUCCACAAAGCUGAAACAGUCAUGUUUAUCCCAGUCAGCAUAAACUGGUUUUAUCUUUUAUGUACAAGUCUUUAUGUGGGCUGGUAGACAAACAUUAACGUUUUGCAAGUGACUGCACUCUGAUCUGCUUGUUGCAAGUCAGGAAGACAAAUUGAUGUAAAGGAUGUUUUGAGAUGGAGUCAUUCGAUUUUGGAAGCAGGUUUAGUUUUUUCUCCUAAGGUUGCACAUCUGGUAAAUAAAAUCUAAGUGAUGUUACCAGGAGUGGGUUUUUUUUUUCAUUUAGUUUUUCUAUUCAUUUCAUUCAGAAUUAAAGUUUAAAAUGUUACAAGCAGAAAUGUCAACCACAUAAUUUUCCAUAUUGGCAGAAAAGAAACCCACAGAACUGUAUGUACAUGCUUAAAAAGUCCAGAUGUUUUACCUCUUUAAUCAAAGAUACGAGUUCAUGUGUUUCAGGGAGUUUGGGAAACUUCAACAUUACUUAAUAAACCAGUUAAAAUGAAGAAUUCUGUAUGUUGCACUUUGAGUUUGUGACUUUUAUAAUGGUCUGUAUUAAAGCACUG